This is a messenger RNA of Temnothorax curvispinosus, 484 nucleotides long. RefSeq names its product TATA-binding protein-associated factor 2N-like. The record is from RefSeq and is a predicted model, not a curated record. NCBI's taxonomy places the organism in Eukaryota, Metazoa, Arthropoda, Insecta, Hymenoptera, Formicidae. The transcript has 2 exons. The annotation marks the transcript as partial.
AUGGCAAAGAUGUUUGAGGAGGAAGAGAUUUCAAAAGAGAUGGAGGAGAAGUUGUUAAUGGACUCGGACGAAGAAAAAGGGGACAGGAAAAAAGACAAUAGGAGGAAAGGGGAGAACCGAGACAGGAAAAAGGGACGUAAAGAAACGCAGAGGCGGAGAAAGCGGAAGGGAGCAAGCAAAAGGGCGAAGAAAGAGGGGGGAGGACAAUAUCAAAAAGAUAGCGGUGCCGAGGACGGUGUCGAUAACGACGACGGCGGUUACGGUGCCGACGGCGGUGUCAAUGACGACAACGGCGGUCACGGUGCCGACGACGGUGUCGACGACGACGGCGGUCACGGUGCCGAUGACGACGACGGAGGUUACGGCGCCGAUGGCAGUGGCGACGGCAACAACGGCGGUCACGGCGCCAACGGCGGUGACAACGACGGCGGUCACGGUGCCGACGGCGGGGUCAACGACGGAAGGAAAUAUUAUAACAAUAAAU